AUGGACUGCGUUGUAUUUACGGCUUUGAAUACAUUGGUCAUACUUGCAGCACUUAUUAUUUAUGCCGGAUGUCGGCGGUCUUAUUCCAUAUAUUUCUUCGAGCGUGAUGUCGAAAAAGUCGUAUUCUUAGAAGAUGCAGGCGCCGUUAUGGUCCCAAUAGUACUGUCAGCUUUUUUGAUUAUCUUAUAUCGUAAUUCAAAACUGUCUGGUGAUAAUGGUAUGGAAAAGGGAACAGCCCAACGACAACUAUCUCAA
This is a messenger RNA of Loa loa (African eye worm), 255 nucleotides long. RefSeq lists its product as hypothetical. The record is from RefSeq and is a predicted model, not a curated record. The annotation marks the transcript as partial. The transcript has 2 exons. Lineage: Eukaryota; Metazoa; Nematoda; Chromadorea; Rhabditida; Onchocercidae.